GGAAGAGAUGGCUUGAGAAGAGGAUGAGGCCCAUUCAGGGAGGAGCAGAGGGCUAGCGAUGGCUCCAGGCCCCCCAGUGGGAGGCAGCCAUGCUUCUGAAGGGGGAGAGAGUUGCCCUCAGAACAAAGACAGAAGUCUGUCUUCAGAAUAUGGGAAUAUGGUGCUUGAACUCCGAGUCUGGGCUGUGAUUCAGACUCAUCCAUGCUGGCCCAGGGAACAUUUCUCUUCUCCUGACUGUGUAUCAAUCUGGUAGUAGAAGAAUGCAUUUGCUUUACAGGAUUCUCUGGCACCUCUCAUUAGGACAGGCAGAACUUGGCAGAAGACCUAGGGACUCCUUCCGAUCUCCUGGGAACAGAGAUGGAUGAGCAAGACUCAGCUGGCCCUGAAGCAGGAAGAGGCCAUGCCAUCCAACAUGGGAGCAGUGGGGGAUUCUGGGAAAACACUGUGAGGAAGGAACUGGGUGAGGAGGACACCCCUUGCUCAGAGGUGCAGAGCCAGCAGUUCAGUCAGUUCUGCUACCAGGAGGCCAAAGGACCCCGAGAGGUUUGCAGCCAGUUCUACCAUCUUGACCAUCUGUGGCUGAAGCCGGAAAGGCACACGAAAGCUCAGAUGCUGGACCUGGUGAUCUUGGAGCAGUUCCUGGCUGUCCUUCCUCUGGAGAUGGAGAACUGGGUGAGGGAAUGUGGAGCGGAGUCCAGUUCCCAGGCGGUGGCCCUGGCCGAAGGUUUCCUCCUGAGUCAGGCAGAGGAGAGGAAGCAGGCAGAGCAGCAGGUGAGAGAGACUUUCCUCUGGAUACUCCCAAGGGCAUAUGUUAGCAAACUAAGGCCCGGGGGCCAGAUCUGGCCCAAUCGCCUUCUAAAUCCAGCCCAUGGAUGCUCCGGGAAUCAGAGUGUUUUUAUAUGAGUCGAAUGUGUCCUUUUAUUUAAAAUGCAUCUCUGGGUUAUUUGUGGGGCAUAGGAAUUCGUUCAUUUCCCCCCCAAAAAUAUAGUCUAGCCUCCCACAAGUUUGGAGGGACAGCGGAGCAGUCCCCUGCUGAAAAGGUUUGCUGAUCCCUGCGCAAGGGGCUCAAAAAAUGAGGGAGAGCAUCCCCCAAUGCUCUACUAAUUUGCCCAUCCUUUUUUGGAAAGCAUCCGAGGAAUGAUAUCGGACAGCCCUAAAGUGUUUGCGUCCUGAGCCAUUCCAUUUCUAAUCUACUUUUUUGAAUCCGUGUUGCUCUUUCAGGGGAAGGAUCCGUUAGCAGAAAUGGGUCCAGAUUCCUCUGAGGCAGAGAAGGCUCCCUUGGACUCCAGAGAGAGGCCUCUGGGUAAGGAGGAAGGAGUGUUUUCUUUGUUUGGUCACAUUUUGUGGAUUUUGAAGCUAAUCUGUGAAUUCUUCUCAUCUUUGGGGGGAGGUCACAGGGGACCAAGAGCCCAGGGUUUGUGUAUUUUUGCACUCUAGUAUGUGAAAUGGGUACAAACGUCCACAUUUACGUGGCAACUCCUCCUUGUUUGAAGGCGCACCUGUAGUUUUCCUUCGGAGUGAAGCAUGCGCUCUUGGCUUCCCACUUACCUUCUUCUCUUGCAGGAGACGGAACGAUGCCAGCAAGACCUGCUUGCCCAUCUUUUCUUGGUGGCGGAGGGGAAGCUGCCCCUGUGGACCCAGAGCAGGUAGGAGGAAGGGGCCAUGUGGGGAGAGAGGAUGUCACAUGGGGAGAGACUGGGGGGCACAGAGGAAUGGUGGGAGGAACCUCCAAGGAACGAAGGCUCAGGGCCAGGGGAGGGGUUUGGGGAUAAUGAUGAGAAAAGGAAGGAGACUGGGAGGAGAAGGUGUCUGAAACUGAAGAGGCAACAGGGCCUAGUGACCCGGGGGAGUCUGUGGCAGAGAGCAGUCCAGACACAGAGGCAGAAGCGGAAGCAGGGGAUGGGAGGAGAGAGGCAGAGAGGGCUCUGGUUGUUGUAGAGGCAUGGGAGUCUCCCUACCCUCCUGUGACAAGCUCUCUUCCCUGCUUGUCUCCCACAACUCGGAGAGCCAAGAGCAGGAGGAGCAGUCUCAGAUUGCAAGGGAAGAGCCCAGGAGAGGAGGGGAGUUUGGCAGUUGGGGGAAGGCAGGGACCUUCAGCCCCUGAAACACCUUCAUGGAGGCAAGACCUACAAGAAGUGUUCCUGUGCUCAUUAGGCUUCUUCUAAUAAAGGGUUAACUUCACCUACAGUGGGUAAGGCAGUGGGAUGGGGCAGCCAGAGUUGCUCGGGGUGCAAACGAUGAAACACCAUUCAGUGAGGUUUAUGUGCUGAGAACAAGGAAGUGCCACCUCACCUUCUGAAGGUCACUAAUUUUUUUUUUAACUAUUGAGGUUUUAUUUCUAGAUUGAAGGCUAAAAUAGACUGUCAGGUGGCACGGGUGGUUGCUCACGAGUAACCAGGCAGGACUCCGACCUGUCUUUUACAGGUUUUAUUUAGGUGCAAAACUAUUUACAGUGCAGAGCCCCAAAGCUCAUGUCUGCCUCAGUCGCUGGCAGAAUCCAGGAGUGCCUAUUUCCUGGUCCUCCCCCAGCAUAUAAGCCUCGUUACGCCCAGCCUUUUCCUUCCCUCUUUGCGCUUUAGACUUCUGCGCAGGGUGGGUGAUGGAAGGGGCGUGCUUUCCUCCUGGCCGGCUUGGCCAGGAGCGGGGCUGAGGCUCCCUCCAGCAUCCUCUGGUCUUUCCCCUCUUCCCCACUGGAGGUGGGGCUUUCCUCAUCACCGGAGGAGGAUCUGUUUCGCAAGAUUAUCGGAGGCUCCCUGUAACACAACUGCCCCUCUGUUUCCUGCCCCUGUUCCGAUGGCAGUUCCUUGACAUAGACUUCUGGGCAGGCUUCACGUCCUCAUUCACACAAUGGGGCUUCCCCCCCUCUCCUCACAUGCCCCCAUGUGACCUUGAAGUUGGCUUGGGGGCACCUGGAGGUCUCUCUCUCCCCCCACCCCCCAGAACCAAAAACAGGGAGAGGAGAGAAGGGAUCCUUCCAUGUGACAAACAGGAAAACCAUGAUCUGGAGAAGACCAGGUUCUUUAUGUUCAUCAUUAAAAUAAACAAUAAAAGGAUUCCAUUAAUAAUAAAUUUAAUAAUAAUAAAUUUUAUUUAUAUCCCGCCCUCCCCAGCCGAAGCCGGGCUCAGGGCGGCUAACAACAAUAAAAUAGUGCAACAUUCUAAAAACAUUUCAUUAUAAAAAUUAAUUAAAAUCAAAUUGAUGGCAACCAUAAGCUUAAGUUCUGUAAAGAUUGCCAGAGGAGGGAGUCAGGCUGUGCCCUGACCAAAGGCCUGGUGGAACAGCUCCGUCUUGCAGGCCCUGCGGAAAGAUGUCAAGUCCCGCAGGGCCCUAGUCUCUUGUGACAGAGCGUUCCACCAGAUCGGGGCCAUGGCUGAAAAAGCCCUGGCUCUAGUUGAGGCCAGCCUAACCUCUCUGUGGCCUGGGACCUUCAGGAUGUUUUUGUUUGAAGACCGUAAGUUCCUCUGUGGGGCAUACCAGGAGAGGCGGUCCCGUAGGUACGAGGGUCCUAGGCCGUAUAGGGCUUUAAAGGUUAAAACCAGCACCUUAAACCUGAUCCUGUACUCCACCGGGAGCCAGUGCAGCUGGUAUAGCACCGGGUGAAUGUGAUCCCACAGCGAGGACCCCGUAAGGAGUCUCGCCGUGGCAUUCUGCACCCGCUGGAGUUUCUGGGUCAGUCUCAAGGGCAGCCCCACGUAGAGCGAGUUACAAUAAUCCAGUCUGGAGGUGACCAUCGUGUGGAUCACAGUGGCUAGGUCAGGGCGAGAGAGAUAAGGAGCCAACUGCUUAGCUUGGCGGAGAUGAAAAAAUGCCACCUUUGUUAUAGCUGCAAUCUGCGCCUCCAUGGAAAGGGAGGUGUCGAAGAUUACACCCAAACUCUUAACGGACGGUGCUGGCACUAAUUGCACCCCCGCAAGAGAUGGGAGUUGCCCCCCCAAUCCCAUAUCGUCCCGUCCCAGCCAGAGGACCUCUGUCUUUGAAGGAUUCAACUUCAACCGGCUCCCACGUAACCAUCCAGCCACAGCUUCCAAACAUCUGGUCAGUGUGUCUGGGGCCGAGUCAGGAUGGCCAUCCAUCAACAGAUAGAGUUGGGUGUCAUCAGCAUACUGAUGGCAGCCCAGCCCAAAACUCCGGACAAGCUGGGCGAGGGGGCGCAUAAAGAUGUUAAAAAGCAUCUGGGAGAGUAUCGCACCCUGAGGCACUCCACACACCAAGGAGUGGCGCAAUGACAAUUCCCCCCCAAGCGCCACCCUCUGUCCCCGACCAGAGAGAAACGAGUUCAGCCAUUGAAGGACUGUGCCUGGAUCCCCACGUCGGCAAGGCGGUGGUCCAGGAGUUUGUGAUCGACCAUGUUGAAGGCUGCUGACAGGUCUAGAAGAAUCAGCAGCCCCGACCCGCCUCGAUCCAGCUGCCUGCGGAGAUCAUCUGUUAGGGCGACCAGAGCCGUCUCGGUCCCAUGACCAGCGCGGAAGCCGGACUGGAAUGGAUCCAGAGCCGAUGUUUCAUCCAGAAACCUGCCAAGCUGUUCAGCAACCGCUCUCUCAAUCACCUAACCCAGGAAUGGAAGAUAUUAAGACAUUAAAAUAUGCACCUGUCAGGGGUUCAGGAGCAGAGGCAAGGGCAAGGGAGGAAACAGAGAGCGAGGGGGAGGAGGCAGAAGAAAAGAUGAGUGAUGACGACGACCCGAGAUCUCCGAGUCUUUCCAGUGAAUCAGAAGAUUCACAGAAAGGAGCACCAGUGGCCAGGGCAAGGGGGAGCCUAGGGGACGCCCCAGGAAGAUAGAGCCAGAGGGGACUCAGAGGGGAGCAGUUGGAAAUCGGGACCAGCGUCACCGCCAGAGAGCAGGGAAGAGGAAGGGAGCCAGGGAUCAGCGCUGGCAGCUCACAGCAGGGGAGGGCACGAGUCAGGGUGGCCACACCUCCAUCGGGGAGCGAAGAAACGGUCAGACGGAAGGUGGAAGGUUGGGCGCGCGCGCAAGUUCAAAUGCACAGGAAAGUGGCACAGGAGGCAGCCCGGACAGCGAGCCACGGCCUACACCCCGCCGACAGGAGGGAGAAGCGCCCGGGGGGUCAGCGUCCGCGGAAUCCCGGAAAGAAGAGACCCCAGGGGGCAGAGGGACCCAGAGAAGAACAGUCAGGCGGAAAAGGUGGAGCAGGGCUAGGAUAUUAAGUUGGUGUACAAGGGCGGAGACUCAGACGGAGCUUCGCCGGUCUAACCAUGAGACGUAGAGUUGCACGCAGCAGUUUGAGAAUGGAAACUGUAACUCAAUAAAGACUUUUGUUUAAUGAUCGCUGGCUAGCGUGAUCCUCUGUGAGCUAGGAUCUGGAAGCAGCUCUGACAGCACCCAUAAUCAAAAUGUGCAGCAAAACGAACCCAUUAAAACAGAACAGCAAUUAAGAGGCAGAAAACAACAGAGUAAAGUGUAACAGAUCACCUUUAUUAGGUCUAAGAGGACAGCCUUUUUCUUUUUCUGUUAGGGUCCAGUGUGCUUUGAAGAUGUAGCUGUCUAUAUCACAGAUGAGGAGUGGGCGUUGCUAGAUCCUGACCAGAGAGCUCUGCAUCAGGAGGUCAUGGAGGAGAUUCGUGGGAUCUUGGACUCUCUCGGUAAGGCUCCCUAUUGGAUCAUCUUAUCUGCUUUGUAAUUCAUUCUCUCUAGGUGACAAACCUCUGAUAUUUCGAUGGGACUCAACAACACCACCCACAGCACCUGGGAUGUUAACACUCCCACAGCAAACCUUGGAUGGAUGGCUAAUGAUGGUUGCCCCUGUGAAUAUUCUUCCUUCUAUUCUGCCUUUGUGAAACAUGGACAGGCUCCUCUGAACUGCCCAGGUCUUCUUAAAUGUAGGCUUCAGAUUGGUUUGGGAAGUAGAAGUGGGUUCUGUCAGGGUUUUUGUUUCUGUUCUUGCUUCUUUCUGUCUUUGGUUGACCAAAGCUAGGAUUGGCAAUGGAGUUGGCAAAGUUUCCGUGAUUGGGCCUAAUAAAAUCCAUCCCAGAAAGCAGCCAGGCUUUUUGAAUCUCAGUCAGUGAACCUGUAGGAAGACCUCCCAUCUUCUCAGUCAUGGCAGCUAAAAGUAAAGGAAAAUGACUCCUGGACUGUUAAGUCCAGUCAAAGGCGACUAUGGGUUGCGGCGCUCAUCUCACUUUCAGGCUGAGGGAACUGGCGUUUGUCCACAGACAGCUUUCCGGGUCAUGUGGUCAGCAGGACAAAACCACUUCUGGUGCAACAGAACACCAUGAUGGAAGCUGUGGACCACCCCCCCCCCCAUUCAGAUGUCAAGGACACAAAUAUUAGAAGACUGAAGGCAGCCCUGUAUCAGGAAGUUUUUGAUUCUUGAUGUUUUACUAUGCUAUUAUAUAUGCUCUAAGCUGCCCAGAGUGACUGGGGAAAGCCAGCCAGAUGGGUGGGGUGUAAAUAAUAACGUUACUAUUACUAUUACUAUAUAAUUCCCUUCAGUUCUUUCUUUGUCACAAGCAUUAAUUGGCAUUACUCCGUUAGUUGGGGCUGCAUUUAUUCCUGAGGCUCUAAUCUGUUUGUCUCUCAGUUGCAGGUGGUGAUGAAUUGGAAAUGAAGAGUGAGGGAGACCACAACGAAAUCCACACAGUGGAGGAGCCAUAUCCAUAUUCAGAGUACGGAGAGAGCUUCAGUCAGAGCUCCCAUUCCACUUUCCAUCAAAUUAAUCCCAUCUGGAAUAAUACCUAUCAGUGCUUGGAAUGUGGAAAGAGCUUCAGUCGAAAGGACAGUUUCACUUUCCAUCAAAGAAAUCAUACUGGGGAAAAACCAUAUCGGUGCUUGGAAUGUGGAAAGAGCUUCAGUCGAAAGGACCUUUUCACUAGACAUCAGAGAAUUCAUACAGGGGAGACACCAUAUCAUUGCUUGGAAUGUGGAAAGAGCUUCAGUCAAAAAGGCCAGCUCACUGUCCAUCAAAGAAUUCAUACAGGGGAGAAACCCUACCAGUGCUUGGAAUGUGGAAAGAAAUUUACUCAGAGCACCCAUCUCACAAUCCAUCAGAGAAUUCAUACAGGGGAGAAACCCUAUCAGUGCUUGGAAUGUGGAAAGAGCUUCAUUGAAAGACGCCAGCUGAAUGACCAUCAGAGAAUUCAUUCGGGGGAGAAACCAUAUCAAUGCUUGGAAUGUGGAAAGAGCUUCAUUGAAAGACCCCAGCUCACUGACCAUCAGAGAAUUCAUACAGGGGAGAAACCCCAUCUGUGCUUGGAAUGUGGAAAGAGCUUCGUUAGCAAAAGCAAGUUUACUGUCCAUCAGAGAAUUCAUACAGGGGAAAAACCAUAUCAGUGCUUAGAAUGUGGAAAGAGCUUUGUUCAACGACAUCACCUCAUGGGCCAUCAAAGAAUUCAUACAGGAGAGAAACCCUAUCAAUGCCAAGAGUGUGACAAGAGCUUCAGUCGGAAGGACAGUUUCACUUUCCAUCUGCAAAUUCAUACAGGGGAGAAACCAUAUCAGUGUUUGGAAUGUGGAAAGAGCUUCACUCGCAGCAGCCAACUCAAUCCCCAUCACAGAAUUCAUAGUGGGGAGAAACCCUAUCAGUGCUCAGAAUGUGGAAAGAGCUUCAGAACCAAAAGCCAGGUCACCGUCCAUCAAAGAAUUCACAGAGGGCAGGAAUCCUUUGAGUGCCAAGAGUGUGGCAAGAUCUUCAGAAGAAAGGACAUUUUCACUUCCCAUCUGCAAAUUCAUAGAGGGGAGAUACCUUAUCAGUGGACAGAGCUUCAAUCCGAGUGCAUGUCUCACUUUCCAUCAUAUAAUUCAUACAGGGGAGAAACCAUAUCAGUGCUUGGAAUGUGGAAAGAACUUCAGAACCAAAAUCCAGCUCACCGUCUAUCAAACAAUUAA
Messenger RNA from Podarcis lilfordi (Lilford's wall lizard), 7844 nucleotides. Lineage: Eukaryota; Metazoa; Chordata; Lepidosauria; Squamata; Lacertidae. The record is from the annotation of a GenBank genome assembly.